AAGAGCGACAAUGUCAAGUAAUAACUGCGUCACCCAGCUCAUUAUUCCACUCGUUUUGAGUGAAAUCCUACGUUAUUUUUGUCUUACGAGUGGGACAUUGUCGCUUUAAGACGGCGCAAAGCAUUCUGGGCAAUGUGUGCCUCUUUUGAGCAGAAAGAACCGAUGGACGCGUUUCCUAAAGACAAAUUUUCUUCAAUUUAAUGUAUCCAGUGGUCGUCAUUGACUUUCCCCAAUAUAAUCAAUACGCGUCAGUGAAAUGGAUCCGAGUUGCAAAUCUGUUAAGAACGACGAUAUUGUCAUCAUCGUUGAGAACGAGGCGGAGAGUUUACCACUCGGGGAAGAGAAGCCCAAGCCCCAAAGCGCCAUGGGGUUGAUGGACACAUGUCCCGUUUGUAAAUUGAGCUUUCACAACCGAGAGCCCAAAUUGCUGCCUUGUCUCCACUCGUUUUGCAAGAGAUGUCUGCCUGCACCGUUCAGGGGCGUCGAACCAAGAAGGGAUCAGUCUCUAAACCCUCUCGGACAAGUGGACAACAACAAGCAACUGGGUACCAUCCGCUGUCCAGUAUGCCAAAACGAAUGUUGGGAAAUGGACAUGUUGGAUAAUUUUUUUGUCAAGGACUCUGCAGAGGUGCCGAGCAGCACCAUGGAAAAAAACAGCCAGGUAUGUAUGAGCUGUGACGACAACACGGAAGCAACAGGCUACUGUUUGGAAUGCGUGGAAUUCUUAUGCGUGACCUGCAUCGAGGCGCACCAGAGGGUGAAGUUCACCCGAGAUCACACCAUACGGCAGAAGAAGGAAAUGUCACCAGGUAGCACGAAUAAACCGGUUUGGCAAUCAUUUACAGUUGAAAAAAAUAUUGAUAUUCUCUUCUCAUGUGUAGAAGCAGUAGCUGUUUCCUCGCAGAAGCCCGUGUUUUGCGACAUCCACAAGCAGGAGCCGCUGAAGCUUUUUUGCGAGACGUGCGAUCGCCUCACGUGCCGUGACUGUCAGUUGCUCAAACACAAGGAUCACAAUUACCAGUUUUUAGAGGACGCGUACAGGCAUCACAGGCAAUAUCUGGAGAACAUGACGCUGAAGUUGCAAGACAAAAGAAAGGCCAUCGAGGAGAUCUCGUCCUCGAUAAGCAACGGACUGCAGCAAGUUGAAGAAAACCGAAAGUCUGUCACAAAUGAAAUCAAGAAGGCCAUCUGCAACCUGAUUAUGGAGAUCAACAGGAAGGGAAAAGUUCUAGCCAACCAGCUCGAGUCACUUACUAAAGACCACGAGCUAGUUCUGAAAAAGCAGCAGGAUGAAAUCAAUGUACUCCGUCGGCAACUGGACCACGUGAUUAAUUUCACGACGUGGGCCACGGCCAACCACAGUGGAACGGCGUUGCUUUACUGCAAGAGACUUAUUCUAUUUCAGAUCCACUAUCUAAUGGGCGCCAGAUGCAAUUCCUCAAUCAUUCCUCAGAGUUCUGUCCGCUUCCAGUGUCGCUCCGGUUUCUGGGCUACAAACGUCGAUCUCGGUUCUCUCGUGGUUGAAAGAAGCUCGGUCCAGCCGCCCGUGCCCAUCCAACAGGCAGGUCCGCGAGGGGAGGCGGCAACCGGGGCGCUGUUAUCCUCUCAGCAGCGCCAAAGCACGCUAGCCCAGCUGCAAAUGCAGGUUGAAAAAAUUUCCCAGCAGCCCCACAGGCAAGCCGCGUCCAACCACUGGCCGUGGUACCAGAAUCCGCGACAUCCAGGACCGCACGGCCCUCCGCCGCCGACCAGACCCAUUCAGGGAGGCUCCUCCCCUUCGCAGAGCAUCAGCGGCUUGACGCAGAUGGGACGACGAUACGGGAGCGCCCACGCUGCCACCAGGAGUCCCAAUUCGUCGUCGUUGCUGCAGAACGCUGGGUUCCCAUCUCCUCAGGGCACUUUCCGCUACCCACAUCCUAUGCCGCCUGCAGGGGGUGCACAAGUACCACCUAACCAGCGAAACCUGGCAGAACUUUCCUAUCUGAAGAGGAGUGAAGCUGGCGUUCCCCCACAAACUCUUAACAUUGCCCUCACCAGAGCUAACUUCCCCGCAACGACACCAGACAAGCUAGUUCAAGGAAGGAACAACUCGCCCAUGGUUAAGCCAUCAUCUUCUGAACGAUGCGGAGGGCCAGCGACCUGGAAGCCGAAUACCGAAAUGUCGUCCGCUCCCGUGGCCAAGCGACGAAAACGAUCGUCCCCCGGGCCCGUUAUCGUCAUCAAGGACGAACCGGAGGAUGAAGACGAAGUUCGUUUUGUGCAGUCCAGUCUUCCAGAUAGCAGCACGGGGGCAUGUCCCACGCUCCAGCUCAAAAUCGGCGCCCCUUACUCCACCCAGCAGGCGACGGAUCCCCGCCCUCAGCCGGGAAUGCAGCCCGGCUCCGGAGGCAAAGUUCCGGCGGAGGAUGACCCCAACGAAGACUGGUGCGCUGUUUGCCAGAAUGGCGGAGAACUACUGUGCUGCGACAAGUGUCCCAAAGUUUUCCAUCUGUCCUGCCACAUUCCUGUACUCAAUGAGUCCCCGAGUGGCGAGUGGUUUUGCUCCUUCUGCCGAGACCUGGUCUCACCGGAAAUGCUGUACGAGUGCGACAACAAUGACAUGCAGGGUCCUGAAAGACUACCACCUGUUGACCAACGGACAUGUGAGCGGUUGCUUCUACUUCUCUUCUGUAGUGACUUCAGCGCUCACUUCCAGCAUGCAUCGGAGUCCAAGAGAUAUAAAGAGGUGAUUGUGAAUCCAGUGGAUUUAUCUCUAGUCAAGAAGAAGCUGGAGUGGAAGGCACGCGACGAGGAACGUUACAGCACUCCCGAAGAGUUUGUCGCAGAUGUGAGGCUUAUAUUCAUGAAUUGUGCCAAGUACUAUAAGGCGAACACAGGAGUGGGCAGUGCCGGCUUGUACUUGGAGGACUACUUUGAGGAGCAGCUGAAGAUGCUGUACCCUGACAAGACUUUCCCUGGAGGAAGGGAAGAAGGGAUGAUCCCACCACUGGAGGACGAGAUCGACGAUGAAGAGGAGCAGAAGUGUCAGGACAAAGAGGCUAGUCCGCCCGAGAACGCCAUCCCACCUGCGGAGGAAGCUGCAGACGACAAUUUAAAAACUAAAGAGCAGACUACCGGCAUAAGCGGAAUAGGAACGCAGACAAAAGUCGCUGCCGGGGAUGAAAAAGAGCAACUUUCCAAGGAAAAUGUCAAGCAAGAUGAUAAAGCGGAAGUGAAACCCUUCGUUCCCGCGGUCGAGGAACCAAUCAGCUCUCCGAAAGAAUUAAGCAACGCCCUUGCUAGCGAACAGACUUCCAACCAGACAUCUGAUGUAACAGAAAACCAGGAACGCACACAAGAAAAUGUCCCUGCUGAAGAACAAGCAGAAGGCGAGACGGUUCGUCUUCAUACGGAAGCAUAGAAUAUUAGACGGUCCAAGUCUUCCAUUUUUUGCAAUAGAAACCUAUAGCAUCGCUUGACUGAACAAGCAUAGUCAACGGCAUUGACGACAGGGUGGACAUUUAACUUUUAAGGUCAUUGUGACUGAUUUCCUUCAUUCUGAAGGUGAAAAGCAAGCAUAUACUUCUCCGUGCACACAUGAUGAGUCAUCUUUUCUUGUUCUUGUCCAAUAGGAUUACUGCUAUCGUUAACGUAUUCAUGACUGUAUGUCCUGUUAAAUGAACGUUUGUCAAGUUAAACAACCCUUUUGGAAAAAAAAAAAAAAAACCAUGAUGUCUUAUCUUGCUUUAUCUUUAACAUUAGCUCAUCCCACAAAAAGAAAUCAAGCAACAACCUUGGUUUUUUUUAUCCUUAAUCUUCGCAGGCGCCGCUAACGUCGUUUAUCAGCGGUACAUAAUUCUUAGACUUGAACGUAACUAACUGGUUUCGUGGCCUUGUACUUGUUCCGCUGAACAAGAUGAUCUUAACGUACAUGGAAACUCAAAAUUGCCAUUAAUGCAGUUAGUGUUUAACAAUUUAACUCUGAAGUCUUUUUUUGUAUUGUGUAAGCAUAGACUUCAUAAUAUACUGACGGGGCACAGGGACCGAUUAAUAGGGGGCCUGCAUUGUUGAUCGUGGCAGUCAAAGCUGACCGAGUGCAAUUACAGACAAAGAGCUUU
Corythoichthys intestinalis (scribbled pipefish) is the source of this 4097-nucleotide messenger RNA. RefSeq names its product tripartite motif containing 24 (gene trim24). Gene Ontology annotation, molecular function: zinc ion binding; protein binding. NCBI's taxonomy places the organism in Eukaryota, Metazoa, Chordata, Actinopteri, Syngnathiformes, Syngnathidae. The transcript is spliced from 19 exons. The record is from RefSeq and is a predicted model, not a curated record. Gene Ontology annotation, cellular component: chromatin. Bases 257 to 3400 code for a protein of 1047 amino acids.